Pipistrellus kuhlii (Kuhl's pipistrelle) is the source of this 4658-nucleotide messenger RNA. It is a transcript of the gene ZBTB8B, whose product is annotated as zinc finger and BTB domain containing 8B. Gene Ontology annotation, molecular function: RNA polymerase II cis-regulatory region sequence-specific DNA binding; protein binding; DNA-binding transcription factor activity, RNA polymerase II-specific. NCBI's taxonomy places the organism in Eukaryota, Metazoa, Chordata, Mammalia, Chiroptera, Vespertilionidae. The record is from RefSeq and is a predicted model, not a curated record. The transcript is spliced from 5 exons. Gene Ontology annotation, biological process: regulation of transcription by RNA polymerase II. Bases 605 to 2059 code for a protein of 484 amino acids.
UCCGAGAAGCGGGGUCACGCCGCCGCUUUCAUUGGCUUGGGACACCCCGAAGGUCGGCCCUGACCGGGGGUCAGCGGGCAAGGGAGCCCCAUUUCGGUCGGCCUCCCUCCGGCCGCCCGGCCCUGGCGACUCCGGGGAUCCCCGCCGCGCAAACCCGUGCUGGGUGACCGACUCCCAUCCAGCCUCCCCUGGGGUGGGGAGGGGAGGGGGGUCCUGGCGGCAGAUCCCUCUCCCUCCCUAGAUGCGGGCUGUCCCCCGCGUGGUCCCCCGGGCGGUGGGGCGUCGGUCCGCCCGGAGGUUGCGGGGCGCUCGGCUGCGCUCGCCGCAGCGCUGGUCACUUUGUCCGCGGAGGCCACGGGAGGGGCCGGGCCUCGCUCCCCACCCUCCGGCCGAAGACAGAGUCCAUUAACUAGUUCCGGUCGUCUGGCCCUGGCCGGGGAGGAUCCCCUGGUGCUGCGAACAAUGUAGCAGGUCAGUGAACCUGGAGGAGUCUGUCAGAGUCAGUGGUUGGAGUUGAAGGCUGCUUUGGGUGCCUGCAUGAAGACAGUCCUGUGACCUGGCUAGAGAUACAGGCUACUCGGGAGCAGCAGCAGCUGGUGAAGACAUGGAGGUGCAAUCCUAUUAUGCCAAGCUCUUGGGGGAGUUGAAUGAACAGCGAAAGCGGGACUUCUUCUGUGACUGUAGCAUCAUUGUGGAAGGGCGGAUCUUCAAGGCCCACAGGAACAUUCUGUUUGCCAACAGCGGCUACUUCCGAGCCCUGCUCAUCCACUACAUCCAGGACAGCGGGCGGCACAGCACCGCCUCCUUGGACAUUGUCACCUCCGAUGCCUUUUCCAUCAUCCUAGACUUCCUGUAUUCGGGGAAGUUGGAUUUGUGUGGGGAAAACGUGAUCGAAGUUAUGUCGGCCGCCAGCUACCUACAGAUGAAUGACGUGGUAAACUUCUGCAAGACGUACAUCCGGUCGUCCUUUGAUAUCUGCCGAAAGAUGGAGAAGGAGGCUGCGGUGGCUGCAGCGGUGGCAGCGGCAGCAGCUCAUCAGGUGGACGGUGGGAGCCCCGGUUCAGGCACAGAGGGGGCCUCCUGUGACACCAAGAGCUUGGUCUCCUCUACAGCCAAGGAAGAAGAGUGUGUGGACUGUCCCAAGGAAUCCCCUUGCGGCGACUGCCACCCCCUGGAACCGGUGGUGAAGGGCAGUGAGGGCAGCGGCUCAGCUGACAGUGACCUCUCUGCCCUGCCCAAGCAGAUAGAGCCGAAGGUGGAGUUUGAUGCUGACGAAGUGGAGCAGGUGGAGGUCGGCGAGCAGCUGCAGCAUUACGCCGCUCCACUGAGCCUAUCCCAUGUGGAGGAGGGUUUGCCCAGUAGCCAUCCCAUGGACAUGUCUUACGGCAACUACCACGUGAAGCAGUUCUUGGAGGCCCUCUUGCGCAACGGUGCGGUCCAGAGCAAAGACGAUGCGGAGCAUCAUCACUUCUCUCGGAGUUUGGAGGGAAGAUCAGAUGGUAUAGGAGGAGCCAUGAGUUCCAUGAUGGAUGUCCAGGCUGACUGGUAUGGCGAUGAUUCAGGCGACGUGCUGGUGGUCCCCAUCAAGCUCCACAGAUGUCCUUUCUGCCCUUACACGGCCAAACAGAAGGGCAUCUUGAAGCGGCACAUCCGCUCACACACGGGCGAGCGGCCCUACCCCUGUGAGAUCUGUGGCAAGCGAUUCACUCGACAGGAGCACCUGCGGAGCCAUGCCCUGAGCGUCCACAGAUCCAACUGUCCAAUCAUCUGCAAGGGCUGCAGAAGAACCUUCUCGAAUCACAUGUCGCAGGGGCUGAGGCGCUUUGGGCUGUGUGACAGCUGCACCUGCGUGGCAGACACACAUGACGACGAGUACAGUUUGAUGCCCAUCAACCUCAGCCUGGUGGAGGCGUCCUCGGAAAGCCAAGAAAAGAGUGACACAGACAAUGAUUGGCCCAUCUACGUGGAGUCCGGUGAGGAAAACGACCCUGCCGGAGACGACUCUGACGACAGACCGCAGAUCCAGCCCAGCCUGACAGACCGAGAGACACUCAUGUAGCAGCAGAUUGGCGGGGAGAGGUUUUGGGAUUUGUCGUUGCUCUUUCUGUGGUUGAAAGACACCAUUUGUUCGGUUUUGUGGAACCCUGAGAUGAACAUUUUUUUUCCGUGUCAAUAUAUUUGCAUUUUCGUUAGAUGACCUAGUAGAGGUUGGAUCUUGUGACUCAAAGGACUAAUGAGUUUGUAGUUUGGUGCCCUUGAUCUCUGAGGGCUUUGCUGACCUUUCCUCAAUUCUGAGUGAGUCCAGGCUGGCCCUCAGGCGUCCCGUUUUUCCUGUUGUGCACCUGAACUGUGAUUAGGAGAAAGAUAAGAAACCCCCAUGCUUGUUCUCAUAGUGUCUCCAUCUCUGCAUUCCUUCGUGGUCAUCCUCUUUUCCCCAAAAAGGCGGGCAAGGAUGUAUUAAGUUUUGAGAAAAAUUUUACCUCUGCCAAGCCUCUCCUUAAUGAAUUCCAUAUUCUAAUUUUCCGAAGUAUUUAAGAGAAAGCUUUAUUGUGCAGGGCAGGCAGGACUGCCUUCUACAUGAUUGUAAAAGCUACUUCCUAAAUCUAAGGCUGCCACUGUCAAAGCUGGGGAUGUCUGUGUGCAUGUAAGCAUGGAAAUAAGCUCAAAGCCUUCUUCUGGCACUUUGGCUUGCCCAGGUGGAUUAAAUGUUCAGUUUGUCCCGAGGAGGGACCCUGUGAGCUCAGGUCUGGAUGGUUUCCCUGCUUAGUUUGGCGUCUGACAAUUCUCUACACGCAUAUCACCUAAAACAAAUCAUCUGAGCAAAACUAAACAUUCUCCCCUGCUUUUCCGAGCCAUUUCCGGAGGCUGCACUGCUGGGGCUGUAGCUACCACUGACAUUCUUUCACUGAGUUUGUGAAUGGAACUUUAAUUGGAGGGAAAGUGUAAGCCCAUCUAACCAAGUUAUAUUUCCAAAGUGCUUCCCUUUUAAAAGACCCACUGGAAGGAAAGAGAAGCUUGUGGAAGUACAGGAUUUUAAACCAGUCUGCUUUUCUCCACUGAGCAGCCAUACAUUAUUCUAACAAAAGGCUGUACUUCUUUAAAGGGCUAGCGAGCAGGAAAUAUUAGGGAUGUAAAAUAUUUAAGGCACUUUCAUAAUUCUGUCUUAUGUUAAGGGAUCCAAAAUGGAUUUUCAAAGAAAUCCCUAAUGAAGCGAAGUAUGCAAACAAAACACUUUCCUUUGAACUUGGAAAAAAAUAAAAGAAAUCCCUUUUUCUUCCUUGAAUUUAGGAUAGUUAUGUUUCAAAAGGUAGUAAAAUCACUUUUUUUCUGUCUCUUAAACAAAAAGAUCAUCAAAACAUCAUAAAUUGGCUUGUAAAUGCUAGUCAUUGAAGAGUUCAAAGGUAUUUGAACUCCUCGGUAGAAGUUAAAGUUUAGCUCAUAUGACUCAAACUGUGGUCCUCACACAGUGCUGGUCUGAGUUGUUUGAUACCAGUCCGCACAGCAGGACCACGUAUUGGUCUGCAGUAGAUUGGAAAUUUAAAAAGUGAUCUUGUGCCCUGGCCAGUGUGGCUCAGUGAUUCGAGAAUCAGAAUGGGUGUGCCUGUAUUCCAAUAAAACUUUACUUGCAAAAAAUAGGCAGUAAGCAGGAUUUGGCCCAACCUAUUUUAGAUAGUACUUUUAUUUUUUUCUUAAUAAAUAAUGUUAAUGAAAGUGUAGUUAGUGUUUAGUGUUAGCAGUUCUAUAUUAUUAUAGGUAAUCUUUUUAAAAUCUGUAGGCUAUAGCCCAGCCAGACUGGCUCAGUGGUUGGGUGUCAGCCUAUGAACCAGGAAGUCGCAGUUUGACUCCCAGGCAGUUUGAUGCCCAGUCAGGGCACGGGCCUGGGCUGUGGGCUCCUAAGGGCUCUUGUGGGCUCGUCCCCGGUGUGGGGCAUGUGGGAGGCAGCCCAUUGAUGGUUCUCUCUCAUCAUUGAUGUUUCUGUUUCUUGCUCCCUUUCCCUCUCGGAAAUAAAUAAAAAUAUAUUUUUUAAAAAUCUAUAGGAUAUAGCCCUAGCUGGCAUGCCUCAGUGGUUAGAGCAUCAGCCUAGGCAAAGAAGGGUCUCGGGUUCGAUUUCCAGUCAAAGGCAUGUACCUGGGUUGCAGGUUCGCUUCCUGCCCCAGGUUGGGAGCCUGCGGGAGGCAACCAGCCUAUGUAUCUCUUUUACAUUGAUGUUACUCUCCCUCCCUCCCUUCCUCCCUCUUUCCCUCCCUUUCACUCUCUCUGAAAAGCAAUGGAAAAAAUAUCCUCGGGAGAGGAUUAACAGAAAAAGAAAGAAAACAUGGUCUUUUCCCACAGAUAGUUUCAAAAUUAUUCUAAAUCAACAGGUGCAAAUUGAAACUUCUUUAGGACCAGACACAUUUUUCUUAAACCUAUAAUAAAAUGAAAAUAUUAGCUGUUGUUCAAAUAGAGGGAUCUUAGCGAAAGGCAAACCUCAGUGGAUGUGUAGAAGCUCUACUUUGCAAGGAGUUAUGUUUGAUUGCUUUUCUCUCUGUUUAAAGUAUUUUUGAUAUUUUAAAAGACUUUCUACCUCACAAUUUCACUUCUCUGCCUAGUUUCUCUGGUAGAGCAAGGAGCCUCUUCAGUGACCCCAUGACCUAUUCAUAUUACUGGGUGCAAAGUAA